GGCAGCCGAGGCUGGCGACGCGGACGCGGGGAGGGUGACUGCGUGCUUUUGAUCGCAGGUUUUUAGUCAGGGUUUGACAGAACAAACAAAACCUGGGGAAGAUUCAGGAAGACUCGGCCGGAACUCAUGGUAUCCAUAGCGACGCUAUCGGAAGUUGGGGUUGCUAGGAGGCCUGGGCGCGUCGGCUAACGUGCGUCAUGGCUGAAGUCCCAGAGUAUUACGAUUCCGGCCCAGUUGAAGGAGAAGAUCUGGAGUAUGAGGUAGUCGACCUACCAACGUCUCUUAAAGUGGCUCAAGAUGCCGAAGCUGACACCAUGGCAGAGGUAGGCCCGGAGCUACCUGUAGAGAUUGACCAGGAACCCCAGCCAGAGACAGAGGAAAAAGACCUCGAAGAAGUGGGGGCGCCAGAGAAUGUACACCUACACGUAAAACCAACCGGCACGUCCAAGGAGGAGAUUCCCAAGGAGUCUGAGAGAGACCUUCCAAGCGAGACUGAUCGAGGGAUGCCGCAGAAGGCAAAGUCGGAGACAUUGAGAGAGAUGGGAGGAGAGCUUUUCAAGGAUUUGGAGGUCCUUAUGGAUGAUGAGCCAGAUUUAGAGCCACUGGAGGAGGCCAAAUUAGAUGUUACAGAGGAUGUACUCCUAGAGUCAGAUAAGGAAACAGAUCCGGAGCUACCAGAGGAGACAGAGACUGAAGUUUCAGGGGCCUCAAUCAGUGAGACAAGAUUAGAGUUGCUAGAACAGACCAUACUGGAGGUUCUGGAGGAUUCAUUGAAAGAGCAAUAUGAAGAAACAGGUCCAGAACCUCCAGAGCAGACCAAACCUGAAUUUCCAAGUGAGAAACCAAGAAAAUCAAUUGAAGAGGCAGAUCUACAGCUGCCAAAGAUGACCAUUCCAAAGGAAGCACAAAGAAAAUCACCUGAGGAGAAAGGGACAGAGCCAUCUGAGCAGGCCAAACCAGAGUUUCCAGAAGGGAAACCAAGAGAAACUGAAGAGGCAGGUCUGGAACCUCCAGAAGAAACUAAACCAGAGGUUCCACAGGAGAUACAAAGAAAAUCAACUGAGGAGAAAGAGACAGAGCCACCUGAACAGACUAAACCAGAGUUUCCAAAGGAGAAACAAAGUAAGUCUACUGAGGAGGCAGGUGUAGAACCACCAGAAGAGACUAAACCGGAGAAUCCAGAGGAGGACCAAAGAAAAUCAACUGAGAAGAAAGAGACAGAGCCACCUCAGCAGACCAAAUCAGAGUUUCCAGACCAGAAACCAACUAAGUCUAGUGAAGAGACAGGAAGAAAGUCAACUGAGGAGAAAGAGACAGAGCCACUUGAAGAAACCAAAUCAGAAUUUCCUGAGGAAAAAUCAAGAAAAUCAAUUGAGGAAACAGGUCUAGAGCCAUCAGAAAAGACCAAAUCAGAAGUUGAAGAGGAGACCCACAAAGAGUCAACUGUGAAGAAAGUUUUAGAACCACUAGAGGACACUCGAUCAUCAGAGCAAAAAGAUAAGCAAAGAAAAUCAACUGAGGAGACAGGACUGGCACCACCACAGAAGUCCAAAUCAGAGGAGACAGUAAGAGACUCAACAGAAGAGAAAGGUCUAGAGCCAAAGUUUCCAAAGAAAGAACCAAGAAAAACAACUGAGUUUGAAACAGGUCAAAUGCCACCACAGAAGACGAAACCAGAGGUCCAAGAGAAGACACAAACAGAGGAAACUAAAGAGAAAGAUCUAGAAUUACCAGAUAAAGCCCAACUACCACUAAGAAUAGUGUCACAUACAGAAUUUUUCAAGGAAGAUAGGCCAAAACCAGUCAAAUUUAAGUAUUCCCUAGACAAGGAUGAGCUAGAACACUCUGACUAUCAAACGAGAAAGUGGUCAGUAAAAGAAACCAAGAAAGCUAAAAGAGAGUCUAUGUUCGGGUCUCUCACAAUAAGUGAAGUAGAUUCAGUGAGUGUAAGUUAUGAGUUUCCUAAGGAUUUUAAAGGACUGUUUGAGGUUACCGAUAUCAAUGAUGAUUUAUACCCUUACCUCUCAGACUCUCAGAGGGAUUUGAGAGAGUCUUCUAGUGAAAAAGUUGUAGAUUUUUCCCCAGAGUUGAAACAGGUACACAAAGAUGAAGAAACCCAGCCAAAAGAAAGUGCUGAGCUACAAUUUGAGUAUCUUAAAUGGAGCCCAGAGAAAGUUGCAGAGUGGAUUAGUGAGCUAGGCUUCCCUCAAUACAAGGAAUGUUUUACCACAAACUUCAUCUGUGGUCGAAAGCUCAUUUACGUAAACUGUUCAAACCUCCCUCAGAUGGGGAUAACUGAUUUUGAGGAUAUGAAGGCAAUUUCUCGGCAUACACGGGUGCUCCUGGGAAUUGAAGAGCCAUUGUUCAGUCGCACCAUCGCCCUGCCCUACAGGGACAAUAUUGGCUUAUUUUUAGAGCAAAAAGGUCAUAGUGGGGUAAAAUCUGAUUCCUUGACCUUUUCUGAAUUUGUGCAAGCGGCGGGAUUACAGGAUUAUGCUCCAAAAACAACCGCCCCUGAAGAGAAUGAAGCAUUGCAUUACACUGAACCAUAGGGAAAAGCUGUUUUAAUUACCUUGAAAGAUCAAACUAAACUACUUGGGGGAAAGAAGUGUGUUCUUUUGGGUUCUCUUCUUCUCUUCUUCAUUAAGGAUUGGAAUUAGAACUGCUGGCUCCACUCCUAGUUCUAUCACCACCUCUAAGCAUCUUCCCUUCAUUUGUGUUGCAGUUCAGCCCCGUGUUUAAACAGAGCAAUAGUUCUCUUUCUGGGUAACUGUAAGGAUUCCUGAUAAAUUCUAGUAAUGCAUCUGGUAGUAGGAACAUGUUAAGGAAAUGGAAUUAAAAGUAAAAUCUCCUGCCAACCCAAAUGAGGUUCUCCACAAAUGCAGAAAAAGAAACAGUUGUAUUAUUGAAUCAGCACUAAAUCAGACAGUGAUGGACAUCACAGGCAAGCUGCUAAAGAAGAUUACGAAGUCAAGGAAAUCCCACCCUUUUAGAUAGCCAGGCAGAUAGAACCCAUUACUUACAUGUUAACUGUCUGUAUUCAAAGGAAAAAUGAAACUUCUCAUAUCUUUAUGAUAAACAGGAAGUUACUAUGUGGAGCCGGGCACUUAGGCCAGGGAGAUAGGGUGCCAUCCUCCUCAUUGCUCCCAUUUCAAACAGACAGUCUUGGGAUGUAAAACUGGCAGGUGACUUCUUCAACUUGU
Messenger RNA from Leptonychotes weddellii (Weddell seal), 3203 nucleotides. It is a transcript of the gene SAMD15, whose product is annotated as sterile alpha motif domain containing 15. NCBI's taxonomy places the organism in Eukaryota, Metazoa, Chordata, Mammalia, Carnivora, Phocidae. The record is from RefSeq and is a predicted model, not a curated record. Gene Ontology annotation, molecular function: protein binding.